UAGUUAAUUAGACAAGGGUAAAUUAAUGGCGGGGAAAGUUGCAAAAUCAAGGUUCAAUAGGGUGUGUGUUUUCUGUGGGAGCAGCACAGGCAACAGAGAGUGUUAUAAAGAUGCCGCCAUUGAAUUAGGCCAAGAAUUGGUUUCUAGGAGAUUGGGUCUUGUGUAUGGAGGAGGGAAUAUUGGCUUGAAGGGCUUGGUUUCUCAAGCCGUGCACCGUGGUGGAGGCCACGUUCUUGGGAUCAUACCCAGAACUCUGAUGAGCAAAGAGUUGACAGGUGAUACGAUUGGAGAGGUGAAGGCCGUGGCGGACAUGCAUCAGAGAAAAGCCGAAAUGGCCCGCCAUUCCGAUUGCUUUAUUGCUUUGCCAGGUGGAUAUGGAACUCUGGAGGAACUAUUGGAGGUCAUCACAUGGGCUCAACUUGGUAUCCAUGACAAGCCUGUGGGUUUGCUGAAUGUUGAUGGUUACUACAACUACUUGUUAACUUUUAUUGACAAAGCUGUAGACGAUGGGUUCAUCAAGCCAUCCCAGCGUCACAUUUUCGUGUCUGCCCCAAAUGUCAAAGAGCUUGUCCAAAAACUUGAGGAAUGUGUGCCUACGAAUGAUGAAAACAUAGCCAAGUUGAAGUGGGAGAGGAGGUGGAGCCACAACAACUAGUCGGGUUUAGUGCUUUGCAGACUUAUGAGAUCGCUCUGUAGAAGAUGAAGGAUUAUAUAUAUACACGUCUAAUGAUACGUAUAUAUCUAGGUGACAACAAGGUGGGAUGUGAGCUCUAUUCCUUUAAUCAAUUUUUGUGUAUUUUAUAUAAACUUGACCAAAAUGCUAAUAUGGGUACGGUGGAGUUAGAUUGUAAAUGGAAUUUGCAUGGAGAAUAGGUUUUUUAAUGGUAUGGAAUCCGUUCUUCGCUGAUAAAAAAAAGAAGUGUUAUUAGAUGCCUUUGUUUUGCAGCUCUAGUAUAUGUAUGUAUACGGAUAUGUAUUUGGGAAGUUGGUGGAAUUGAGAUCAAAAGAUAGA
Rhododendron vialii is the source of this 1012-nucleotide messenger RNA. Its product is annotated as cytokinin riboside 5'-monophosphate phosphoribohydrolase LOG5. Gene Ontology annotation, biological process: cytokinin biosynthetic process. Lineage: Eukaryota; Viridiplantae; Streptophyta; Magnoliopsida; Ericales; Ericaceae. Bases 26 to 655 code for a protein of 209 amino acids. The record is from RefSeq and is a predicted model, not a curated record. The transcript is spliced from 7 exons. Gene Ontology annotation, cellular component: nucleus; cytosol. Gene Ontology annotation, molecular function: hydrolase activity, hydrolyzing N-glycosyl compounds.